Ilex paraguariensis (yerba mate) is the source of this 1544-nucleotide messenger RNA. Lineage: Eukaryota; Viridiplantae; Streptophyta; Magnoliopsida; Aquifoliales; Aquifoliaceae. The record is from the annotation of a GenBank genome assembly.
UCUCCACCAGUCGCUGCACCUUCUCAACAUGUCCAGAUUCUUCAUAUGAUCCCCCCCCCCCCCCUCUCUCUCUCUCUCUAUCUCUCUACACUCCCAUUUUCUCUUUCUUCUCUCCCUUCCCCACAACCAAGCAAUACUCUUUCAGGCAUUUGUUUAUCUGAACUCAGAUUGUCUAGCAAAGCAUUAGGAAGAUUUUUGUUGCAAAAAGCUUACAGGUAGCAACCUUUCUCUUUUUCUGGGGAAAUUUUAUUGAAGUUUAACCAUUCCAGAGCUUUCCAGCAAUAUUUCUGCCUCUUACAUCAUGUUCUUUUAUGUGGGUAUCUCUUAAAUCUUGAAAAGAAACUCUCUCUCUGUUCCAUUUUCCAUAUGGGUGUGUCUUGAUCUAUAUAGAUCACUGAAAAAAUUGGAGAAAAAGAAAAUAUAUACAGAUAGAUACACAUACAAAACAAGAAGUGAAGAUCAAUCAUAGGAAGAUGAAAAUCCAGUGUGAUGUGUGUGAGAAAGCUCCAGCAACGGUGAUUUGUUGUGCGGAUGAGGCGGCACUAUGCACAAAAUGUGACGUUGAAGUUCAUGCAGCUAACAAGCUUGCAAGCAAGCACCAGAGGCUACUCCUUGAGUGCCUCUCCAACAGGCUCCCUCCUUGUGACAUAUGCCAAGAGAAGGCAGCAUUCAUUUUCUGUGUUGAAGACAGAGCUCUCUUUUGUCGGGAUUGUGAUGAGCCAAUCCAUUCAGCCAGCAGCCACGCUGCAAACCACCAGCGAUUUCUAGCCACUGGAAUCCGAGUAGCGCUGAGCUCAAACUGCACCAAGGACACAGAGAAGAGCUGCUUUGAGCCACUGCCACCCAAUCACACUGCACAAAAGGUUGCUAUGAAAAAGCCUACUCUAAACAGUUCUGGUUUCACAUCACCGUCUUGGGCUGUUGAGGACCUACUACAGCUUUCAGAUUUUGAAUCCUCUGACAAAAAGGAACAGCUUGAGUUCGGAGAGCUUGAGUGGUUGACAGACAUCGGUCUUUUUGGUGAACAAGUUGCUCAAGAGGCCUUGGCAGCAGCGGAAGUUCCUCAGCUUCCAGCAUCACAGUCAAGUAAUGUUACAUCAUAUAGACCAAACAAAUCCUACAUGCCUCACAAGAAGCCCAGAAUUGAAAUUCCCGAAGAAGACGAUGAGCAAUUCACUGUCCCUGAUCUUGGUUGAACUUGCACAUUCAAAUUCACAGCGGAUAUGCACCAAAACAUAGAUUCAUCUGUCUGUUUAUAUAUGUUUAUUUGCAUUCAGGUAAUUAGGAUAAGGGUUUGGUAUAGACUCUGUGUCUCGUUUUCUCUAUUUGCUGUGCAUUUUCAUUUACAUUUGAUAUAAGAAGCCAUUAUUGGGAAUGGCAAAUGCACCUAGGAUCUAAUACACACCAUAUGAUAUGGCUGACUGGGUGAAGAAUAAUGUUUUUUUGUACCUUAUGUUCUUUUUUUGCUAAGAAACAUAAUAUAUUUGAGUUUCUUUUGCUUUCUUUAGAAGUUUAUUGGAUAUAAUUUUUCUACAUAUCAUGUC